CUUCCAUCACUUCCAUCUUCUCUUUCAUUAUUGUUAACACGAUUAAUUUCUCUCAUCUGUAAGUCUUGCCUCACGACUUUAGCUCGACUACGGCGCCUCCGCUCUCUCUUGUCCCCUUUUGUUCGACCCUUUUCACUUAACUUUCCAUCGAAUCGCGUUUUAGCCUUUUUGCAGGAACCAUGCGUUAUGUGCGACACGUCAGAGUGUCUUAUUUUGUACACUGACUCGUUGUUACUCAAUUUGAACGUUCAUAGGCAGCAUCGGUAAAUACAGUACAUUGAACCAGCAUGGACGACUUUUCAUUUGAUGCACCAGCUUCCAAAAAGACCGACUUUGGGUCGGAUGAUCCCACAGCUGAUUUCCUUGCUCGUGAGCAGGCUAUUCUCGGUGACGAUGCUGACUUCCUUGCUGGUCUCUCAUCUGGAUCUGCUGUAGCAUCACUAUCCAACAACCCCAGCGAUGACUUUGAGUCGAACUUCCCUAGCUUCGCAGAACACGAGGUUUCACUCAGUUCCCCUCCUGUCAGUGGCAAGAACAACGAUGCCACUGUCCCCUCAGUUGCUGUUGCUGCAGACGAUGAUUUUGGUGCAUUUCACAGUGAUUACCCUGUUAUCGAAACUACUGAUUCAAUCCCUGUGAGCCAGGCGUAUGCUGCUAGUAUCCCAAUUCAAGCCACUGGAGCUAGUUCUGGAUUCAGAAGUCCAAGUCCUUCAUUGAGCCGUACGCCUCAAUUCAAAGCUCAAGAAGUUCCUGAGGUCAUCAGAGAAUGGCGUGAAAAGCAGGCGGCCAUCAUUACAGAGAAGGAUGAAAGAUCAGAGACUAAACGUCAAGAGACGAUUGGGGCUGCACAUGAGGCAAUUGAUCGUUUUUAUGAGGAUUACAAUCAAAAGAAAGCUAAAUCCAUUGCUGAGAACAGAGAUAAGGAAGCAGCAUUUUUGGCCAAGCGUGAUGAUGUUUCUUCAGGAACUCAAUGGGAGCGCAUCAACCGCCACUUGGACAAUAGCCCCGCAGCUGUCGCUGCAGCACUGAAAGCCGGCCGCCGUGACACUAGCAGGAUGAGGGAGUUGCUUCGAGAUCUCGAGAAGGACCCCAACGCUCCUGGAAAGUAGAGAGCCAGUGAGAGAAAAUGUGUACGCGAAUGUGUAUUAAGGAAACGUAGACAGUACAGAGACGUAGAGAUAUCAUGGAAAGUAACUUGGACUGGAUCCAAUACCACAAAAGCGCACACUUAUCAUUUGCAUAAAAUGAUUUCUGGGCCAUUAGAAAUGACCGAAAGCGAAUAAACAAACUAUGUGUUUACAGUGAAGAGUCUUUGCUGAUUUCUUUCUGCCGUAGGUUCUACAGACUUUAGAAACUCGUUUCACAGGCAGUGGAUGAAAAGGAACACGAAAAGCAAUAAUGAUCUCUUGUCUUGG
Lobosporangium transversale is the source of this 1415-nucleotide messenger RNA. RefSeq names its product clathrin light chain-domain-containing protein. Gene Ontology annotation, cellular component: clathrin coat of coated pit; clathrin coat of trans-Golgi network vesicle; plasma membrane. Lineage: Eukaryota; Fungi; Mortierellomycota; Mortierellomycetes; Mortierellales; Mortierellaceae. Bases 288 to 1109 code for a protein of 273 amino acids. Gene Ontology annotation, molecular function: clathrin heavy chain binding; structural molecule activity. The transcript has 4 exons. The record is from RefSeq and is a predicted model, not a curated record. Gene Ontology annotation, biological process: intracellular protein transport; clathrin coat assembly; clathrin-dependent endocytosis.